AUGGAGCGAUGCCUGCCGGGGUUUAUCAAUACUAACGGCAUUUGGGCUGAACUCCCGUCCAAGAUCCUGACAACAGGCAUUCACGUGAACUGUUCCCGUCCAGACGGCCAAUGUACCUUGCCGCUAAGUGACGGCACGUGGCAUUCGAGUACGCGCGGCACGUGGACAGUGGCUACGAGCGGCGGAGCAACCGAGGUCUCCAACUUCGAGGCGGCACUGUCCUACUCAAGUAACGUGGCGACGCUUACUUGUCAGCAGAGUUCAGGGACACAGUACAUUUUAGGGACGAAUUUUGAGGAAGUGUUUAUGAACGUGUCCGUGUGCCUGGACAUACGGACAAUCAGUGACGAGAACACAGACAGCUACAUAUUCUACUUCGCCACAGCUGUUGAUGAUGAUACCGGGGAGCGGUUCACCAAUAACACUGACGGGGCGUGCUCGGAGAUCGGAUACGAAACAGUCGCGAACGUUCAAAUCCUCGUCAAAGAUGGUUUUGUGGCGAGUGCGGCGAUGCAACUGCCGAACCUUGCGUUGGGGAACUAUAGUGUAACAUACGAGGUGCUGUUGUCAGCGGUUACCGUGGAGAACUGUACACUUGACACGUGUACCAACAAGACACUCAUGGAGUUCGGCAACUCUGACCCAACUCAGUACCUCGGCUUUACAAGUGGUGGUCAGAUGUACUCCAUCUACACGGACUCUUCUGGGACUGACACCUUCACGUUAACGUACAACGCGGACGUUAGUACGGAUGGCAUCAACACUCAUCGCUUUGCAUGCUGGGCGCUUCUUUAUUCCGACGGGACGUUGCAAGCGACGGUACUUCCGGAACAGUGCGAGGGCUCUCAGACAUCCACGGCGGUGACCAGUGGCGGACAGAGGUUAACCAUGACCCCAUAUUUCACAUGCGGCCCAGAGGAGGAGGCCGUUGGUGGUCUGGCGGGCUGGGUGAUCGCACUAAUAGUCCUUGGUAUCUUGGCGCUAAUCCUGAUUGUUGCUAUCAUUAUUGUCUUCAUUUGUAUGCGCAAGACCGUCGCGUCCUUGGAUGAUGAGGAGAUGCUUAAGAAAGAGGGUUCCCGGCAAUCGACCCCGGACAGUCUGGUUGGGUAUGGGGAGAAAGAAAAGGAGGCCAUGAAAACCAUCAGGCACGGGAAGGACCCAGCAUAUAAACCGUCUAAACGGGAAAAACCAGACCGGGAGAGGACGUUUGAUUUGACGGAGAUUGGGAAACCUGGGGGCGGGAAAAAGUUACAGGACGGACAACCCGUGGAAGCAGAGAAAAGAGUGGAGACUUCAAAGAGUGUGCAGCUACGAAAAGAUAUACAAGGUGGUGAAAGUUUGGGACCCAUCGUGUUUCCACCCGGCAAGAAACCUAUACCACCGACCACCCCACGACCAGACAAAGAUGACGAAGUGCUGUUGCGGAUUAAGAAGGAACGUGAGCGAAAGGAGCGCGAGCGUGAGGAGCGCCGGAAGAAGGAGAAACAAGCAGAGGAGCUCCGAAUUAAAAUGGAGGUCAAGAAGGACCCCGAAGAAAUGGUUGAUAAGGUGAUUAAGCACCCUAAAGAACCGGAAUCCAGUGACGAAUAUGAGACCGACGAUUCUCAGAAAGAGGAGAGGGCCAAGCAGUUAAGGGAAAAGCGGCGGCGGCUGGCAGGUGCGACUUGGACUCCUCCGGGUGGAUUGUCGAACGCCAAGGACGUGGUCGGCAGGAAGAAGCGCAGGAAGCGACACGGACACGAUGAGGGAGAACUUGGUGGGGCGCUCGUGACCCGCGAACAGCAAGAUCAGCUAGAGUUCGACCGCCGCCGCCAAAAGAAGGCGAUGCGUAAGCGCGCCAAGGGCCGCCGCCAGCAAAGUGAUGUCAGCGGAAGUGAGACGGACACGGACAACGGUCAGCGUCGCCGGAAGCGGCGUAAGCCGCUGGCUCGAGGAGCACCGUUCAUGGACAAGUACAUUGUUAAGAAAGAGAUUGAGCACGAGUUGGAUGAAAUUGACUUUUGGAACGAGAAGACAAACACAGCGAAAAAUGUUGACGACAUUAUUGACGAAAAACCCAAAGGAAAGACUCUACAUGUAGCGCCGGCGGACACUCAGGUCAAAGUGGAAGCGCGCUCGCCCUCCCAAAUCGAGACAGCUCUGAUGGAAGAGGAAAGCGUCUGGGCCGGAUAUGGAAUCACUGGAUUCACACCGGGUCAAAGUGGGGAACUACCAGACGGGUUCCAUUUUGACAAGGAAGGGAAUGUUGUGAGAAAUGUUGACGGUAAACUUAUUCCUAAAGACAUCUAUCUGAAACAGAUGGAACUGCGGAAAAGGUUUAAUGUAUUUGCACUCCCGAGAUUGAAGAGGAGCACAGACGGUCGUCCAGUCGGGGGAUACAAGGACGAAGAGUUCGGGCCGACGGCUUCCUGGGACUUCGGCGAGCCGGCGAGCGGCACAGACGGGGAGGAGGAUAAACGGCAGUCAGUGUAUAUCAGGCCGGCCUCCGGUCGCCAGGUCGCCUUUAGUGUCGGCGGCGAUAGAAGUAAGACAUCUUCUCCUUUGGAGGACAUCGACUACAAUACACGGAAGGGCUGAGGUCUUCCUGGACAGGCAAUGCAAACUUGAUUCC
Mya arenaria is the source of this 2611-nucleotide messenger RNA. RefSeq lists its product as uncharacterized. The record is from RefSeq and is a predicted model, not a curated record. The coding region runs from base 1 to 2577 and encodes 858 amino acids. The transcript has 22 exons. Lineage: Eukaryota; Metazoa; Mollusca; Bivalvia; Myida; Myidae.